Molecule: messenger RNA, 1261 nt
Organism: Archocentrus centrarchus (flier cichlid)
Lineage: Eukaryota; Metazoa; Chordata; Actinopteri; Cichliformes; Cichlidae
Gene: myl9b
Product: myosin, light chain 9b, regulatory
Exons: 3
Coding region: 1-522 (173 amino acids)
Molecular function (GO): calcium ion binding
Source: RefSeq, a predicted model, not a curated record
AUGUCGAGCAAACGUGCCAAGGGAAAGACCACCAAGAAGCGCCCACAGAGAGCCACCUCCAAUGUCUUCGCUAUGUUUGACCAGUCUCAGAUUCAGGAGUUUAAAGAGGCUUUCAACAUGAUCGACCAGAACAGAGACGGCUUCAUCGACAAGGAGGAUCUGCAUGACAUGCUGGCCUCUCUGGGUAAGAACCCCUCUGAUGAAUAUCUGGAGGGGAUGAUGAGUGAAGCACCAGGGCCCAUUAACUUCACCAUGUUCCUUACCAUGUUUGGAGAGAGGCUCAAUGGAACAGACCCUGAGGAUGUCAUCCGCAAUGCCUUUGCCUGCUUUGAUGAGGAGGGAUCUGGUGUGAUCCAUGAGGACCAUUUGAGAGACCUGCUGACCACCAUGGGUGACCGCUUCACGGAUGAAGAAGUGGACGAGCUAUUUCGGGAGGCUCCCAUUGACAAGAAGGGCAACUUCAACUACGCAGAGUUCACCCGCAUCCUCAAACAUGGUGCCAAAGACAAGGAUGAUGAGUAGAGGGAGAAAACGACUGCCUCUGGCCCCCUGCACACAUACUGCACCACAAAUCUAUCUCUAGGUCCGGUCUUUGUGAACCUUGCAGAUCUGAGGGAAAAAAAUAGGAAUUCAUUUACAAAUGCAGUAAAUCAAAGAUUUUUCUUUUAUAAAAUGCAGAAAUAAGUUAUUGUACAUUUAGAUACGUACAUGUUUAUCAAAGGUAGCAUCUCCGGAGUAAUUUGGGAUCCACUCUUUUUUUUUUUAUUUAAAUCAUCAUUCAAGAUUUAUAUAUUGCACCUUAUAUUUACAACUCUACUGUGGCUUUAUCUGCCUUGACUGCAGUUUGUCUGGCAUUUGUCGACAGCCUGGUUGGACUUUGGAGAUGCAUUAAGCGCAGAUCUGUGUGUGCAGGGGCUGUUUGAAGUGCUUCUUACAUUAUCAGCCAUGUUUACCUCUUCCUGCCAGUUAGCGACCACGCCUGCGCAACCGCUGCAACAUGUCUUCUCCUCUGUAAUAUAUGCAUCCUUGUGAUGAUGAAAAUGGAUAAAGAAAUUGGCCGUUCUUCAUUUUUAUUUGGUUUGGACAAUCAAAUGUGGUGCAACUGUUUCCUCUUGAUGAAAUUGUUACUAGAAUUGACUAAAGUGAGGUCAUCCUCCUGUCAGCUGGUUGUGUGUAUUUGUUGAAGGAUCAGGAAUGUCUGUGUUGUUUGAAGGAAUUCAGUCUGGAAACCUCUCAGGCAAAUAAAGUAAGUGGAUAUGUG